UCACACAACAAAGUUCAAUCUGCACAACUUAGGAGUAUCCGUCCUAUCCAGUCUGUCUAGACAUGUCUGGUGUAGAUGGAUGGCUCUUCCCCAUUGUGGAUGAGCCACCGGUGGUGGGUAGGAGGGGUGGCGGUGGCGGCUUCGACUCGAAAACCGGAAUCUAUCACUCCCUCCUCCAACUAGAUGAACACAGCAAAAUCCCUACUAGUCCUGACCUUGACACAGCCACCUUUGUGCUGUCUCAGUUCCCCAACAUUUCCAUGGCUGAAUCCCGGGUUGCGCUUGUUGAUUCCGCAACGAAGCAGAGCGUGACAUACGCUCAGAUUCAGCGCUCCAUUGCCUUGCUAGCCACGGGGCUGCACCAUGGGCUUGGGGUUAGGAAAGGCGAUGUGGUUUUUGUGCUGUCACCCAACUCCCUGUUGUACCCGGUUAUAUGCCUUGCGGUGCUCAAGGUUGGCGCCGUUCUCUCGACAUCCAACCCGCUCAACACCCCGGCGGAAAUUGCUAAACAGGUUAGUAUCUCGGGUGCGAAGCUGGCUAUUGCUGCACCGGAAGAAGUGCACAAGUUAGUACCUACUGGGGUGCCUACCCUUUACACUACGCGCCCCAAAGAUGACAACGCUAAUGCGUUAUCCAUAGAAGAGUUGAUUGAGAACUGCGAGCCUCAGGAUCUGCCUGAGUGUCGCCCGUCUCAAUCAGACACGGCAGCAAUACUAUACUCUUCGGGUACUACAGGGGUUAGUAAAGGUGUGGUGCUAACUCACGCGAAUCUGGUAGCUGUUAUGACUCUGCUAAAGUGGUACGUGGUUUCAACGUCCUCUCAAGACGACGUCUUCUUGUGCUUUGUACCCAUGUUUCACAUCUAUGGGCUAGCGUUUUUUGGGCUGGGGUUGUUCUGUUUGGGUACCACUACGGUCUUGAUGCAAAAAUUCGACUUCCAGGCCAUGCUGGAAGCGAUUCAGACUCACAAGGUAAACCACAUCCCAGCGGUUCCUCCCGUGAUUCUUGGGCUAGUGAAGUAUAACAGAGGUGGUUACGACCUGUCCUCGUUGCGAAGGGUUGGGUCAGGGGCUGCGCCCCUGAGCAAAGAGGUGGCUGAUGGGUUCAGAAAGAAGUUUCCGUGGGUGGAGCUAAGGCCAGGGUAUGGUUUAACUGAGAGCAGCGGGGCAGCUACAUUUUUCAGUUCUAGUCAAGAGGCUAAUGCACGUCCAGCCUCAUCGGGGCUGUUGUUUCCGUGCAUGAGUGCUAAAGUAGUGGAUACAGAGACAGGAGAGGCAUUGGCACCAUUGAAACAAGGGGAGUUGUGGCUGAGAGGCCCUAAUAUAAUGAAUGAGUAUAUAGGAAACCAGGAGGCAACGGCUAACACACUCGACUCAGAUGGGUGGCUGAAAACUGGAGAUCUUGGUUAUUUCGAUGAAGAUGGAUAUCUCUACAUAGUUGAUCGUAUAAAAGAACUCAUCAAGCACAAUGGUUAUCAGGUGGCUCCCGCAGAGCUGGAAGCAGUUCUAUUGACUCAUGCCAAUAUACUCGAUGCAGCAGUUGUACCACUAGAAGAUGAGGAAGCGGGAGAAAUACCUGUGGCAUAUGUGGUAAGAGCUUCUGGCAGUGAACUCACGGAGGAGCAGGUCAUUCAAUUUGUUGCAAGCCAGGUAGCUCCAUACAAGAAAGUUAGAAGAGUGAAUUUUAUCAGCCAGAUACCCAGAUCAACUGCAGGCAAAAUUUUGAGGAAGGAAUUAGUGUCACAAAGCAAGCAAUCAGUCCCCUCCAAAUUAUAGAGUUAUUGUGCAAAAUCAGGAUCUGCUUGUACCCAGACUGUAACUUGAUCCGACAACUCUUACAAUUAUCAGAAUAAAUCAUGAGCAAGAAUCUAGAAAUCUAGAAAUAGAAGUAAUUUCUUUGGAACCUAUUGUAAUGAGCUUGGCAUCAUUUAUUCUAUCUUUCUAUCAUGUACAACAUAAAGCAAACACAAAGUUCUGCAAAUCCAAUGAAGAACUUAAUUACCAUUA
Molecule: messenger RNA, 2006 nt
Organism: Ipomoea triloba (trilobed morning glory)
Lineage: Eukaryota; Viridiplantae; Streptophyta; Magnoliopsida; Solanales; Convolvulaceae
Product: 4-coumarate--CoA ligase 1-like
Exons: 4
Coding region: 63-1775 (570 amino acids)
Molecular function (GO): CoA-ligase activity
Source: RefSeq, a predicted model, not a curated record